CCUCCCAAGCUGAGGGCCGAGCUCGCAGGACUAGGGAGGCCGCGCAGCGCUGCCGCUAUGAGCCUGGGCACCACAGAUCUGGCCUCGGAGACGGGAGAUGACAGUCUGUCUGCUAUUACCUUUGAUUCUGACUUUGAGUCGAAAACAAAAAGAAAAAAUUUCCACAAACCUCCUUCCACAUCACCAAGAUCUGAGCUCAUUCUGCUACGGAGGCCCUUCUCUUCCUCCUCCUCAAAGGACGAAGACUGCUUUCUGCCUCUAGCUGUGACUGAAGGAGACAGCAUUUAUAUAAGGCAACAGCACUUAAAUAGGGUUGGUCCCCAGUACCUGCAAGGCUGUCUGGUGUUGCCUUCCUUACAUAUGCAGAAAAGUGAUGUGGAUCUGAUGAGAACAAAACUUCGGCGCUUGGAAGAGGAGAACAGCAGAAAGGAUCGGCAGAUAGAACAGCUUCUGGAUCCAGGUCGAGGCCCAGACUUCGUGCGAACCUUGGCAGAGAAGAAGCCUGACACUGGCUGGGUCAUCACCGGGCUCAAGCAGAGGAUCUUCAGGCUGGAGCAGCAGUGCAAGGAGAAGGACAACACUAUUAACAAACUGCAGACAGACAUGAAGACCACCAACCUGGAAGAGAUGCGCAUUGCCAUGGAAACAUACUACGAAGAGAUCCAUCGUCUGCAGACCCUCCUGGCGAGUUCUGAAGCCACAGGAAAGAAGCCCACGGUGGAGAAGAAGUUGGGUGUGAAGAGGCAGAAGAAGAUGAGCAGCGCCCUGCUGAACUUAACUCGGAGUGUGCAGGAGCUGACCGAGGAGAACCAGAGCCUGAAGGAGGACCUGGACCGCAUGCUGAGCAAUUCCCCUACCGUCUCCAAAAUAAAGGGUUACGUAGACUGGAGCAAGCCCCGGCUGCUGAGGCGCAUCGCGGAGCUGGAAAAGAAAGUGAGUUCCUCAGAAAGCCCAAAGUCUGCUUCAGAGCUGGGCAAGCCAAAUCCCCUGGUCCGCUCCCCAUCCAACAUCUCAGUGCAAAAACAGCCAAAAGAGGACCAGUCCAAAGAGGACCAGCCCAAAGUGGAUCCGUCUGAGGACCAAGAGCAUCUCCAAGGAGCCCUGAAGAGCCUGAAAGAGGAGCUGAGUGCACUGCAGGAACAGCUGCUGGAGAAAGACCUGGAGAUGAAACAGCUGCUACAGUGCAAGGUGGACCUAGAGAAGGAGCUGGAGACAGCUAGGGAAAGUGUGAAGAGGAGGCGCGAGCAGGAGCAGGCUUGGAGGGAGGAAAUUGAAACCCUCACCAAAAAGUGUCAAGAACUGGAAGAAGCUAGGAGACAAGAGAGAGACUCCUUCAUAGCAGUGACUCACGAGGCUCACCCAGAACAACAUGCACCCUCAACCAGCAGCAAGCACUCCGAGCCAGACUCCGACAACAGUGCUGAUGAGGAGGGUAGCUCCCAGACCCCUGCCCUGUGCUCCGAAGAGAGGAGAGAGUCUGCCGUCAGGACCCUGCAGGCCCAGUGGAAGGCCCACAGGCACAAGAAAAGAAAAGCAGCUUUGGAUGAGGCAGCGACUGUGCUCCAGGCGGCCUUCAGGGGACAUCGAGCUCGUUCAAAGCUUGUACGAAGCAAAGCCCCAGACUGCAGGUCUCCCAGCCCUCUUAACCAGAGCUCUCCUAUACCCCGUGUCCCAAGCCCCAUCUCCCCAGCUGAGGACAACCCAGCACAAGAGGAGGCCAUCAUCGUGAUCCAGUCCAUCCUGCGUGGGUACCUGGCCCAGGCCAGGUUCAUUGCCAACUGCUGCCGAGAGAUAGCCGUGUCCUCUCAGAGGGGAGCUGUUUCAGUGACGCCCUCAGAAUCCAUCUCCCCACCAUCCCUCGCAGCUUCUCCCGGAAAGGACAGCGAGGCGAGCGGUGGGGAGGCUGCUGAGGAUGAAGAUGAGGCAGAGGAGCCGCCAGACCUGCAGCCCUACUCAGGAGCAGUCAGCGUAGGGCUCUGUGCCGCGGAGGAGCUGAGGCAGACGGCUGCAUCGGAACCUGCUCCCGUGGUCCCCGACUCCCCCCGAGGUGGCCGCGGGGACUGCCCGUCCUCAUCCAGUCUGGAGGCUGUGCCCAGUGGGAAGGACACGAUGUGCGAGGACAGGAGCAGCAGCACCGGGAGUGCAGGGCCAUCCCUGGCUGAGCUCUCUCCCCCAAGACUGCAGCCCUUGUCCCCGCCACCUGCGGAGGACAUCUGCUCAGAUGACUCAGAUGACGUCAUCUUUUCGCCAUUCCUGCCCAGGAAGAAAAGCCCCUCCCCGUUCUAGGACCCCAGUCGUGCCUCCAGGUGAGGUGGCUGUGGGGACAAGUUAGAGGACUCUGAACCUAAGAAGAUGGCUGUCUUGCUAGGGAAGAGCCCUGCCUCGCUCGGGAACACCUCGGCCAUCCGUUUUCUUAUGUGUCGUGCCCAUGCCUUUGAGGGAUCCUGGUGACUCUGCUCUCUGGGGAUGGAGGGACGGACGGACGGAAGGAGGGAGGGUAGCCAUCUCCCACUUCCAUUUCUGGCUUCAGCCCGUGUGUUUCUAGUGCCCACAGAUAACGUCCACCCCAAGCCAGGGCAGCGGCAAGUCCUGCGUGCCCUCAACCUUGGCACUGUCAGCUGCCAUGUAGGCCUAGCCUUCCUGGUCCACUGCUGCCCAGUGCCUUCACAGGUGCUACAGUUAAGUCUCCCUUGCCACAGCAGGGUGCAGUCAUAGGAGAGCCAGCAAGAAGCUAUGGACAUCAGGGUUCCCAUCUGAGUCCCUGUCGCAUGGGCUCCUUGUUCCUCCUGUUCUUAUCCCCCACCACCUCCAUCCCCCCCACCCCAGGAGGAUGAACUCUGGGAAGAGUACCAGGCAGCGGCACACUGAAUGGUACAACCGCUAAUGAGAAGCAGCCCGAGGAUGGCUCAGGUCACCCAGACACAAGGCAGACAGCAGGGCCAGGCGGCAGUCCAUUGUCCCAGAGGAGAUAAUGUCUCAGGGAAGGACAAAUUCCAGUACGACCCUGUCACUAGUAGUACAGAGGUACCUGCAGGCCACCAGUGCCAUCUGGCCCACUCAUCAUCCAGCAGCUGGAGGUGUUGGUCCCCUGUCUGUGAAAUUAGCCCCUGUCAGUGGGUGAGAAGGGGGGACUUUGGGCUUGGGCAGGGUUUUAGAAGUAUCCAGAGUGAGCAGUCAUGAGUUGGGGUGGGUUCCAUGUAGCUUAGGCCUGCUGCCCAAGUGUCCCCUCCAGAGUGCCUGUUGGACUGGCUGCCGGUGGUCUCCAUAGGUCACUGGAGAUGGAACUUCCUGGUUUCAUAGAACUGGCAUUUGUCUCAGGAAAAAACUAAUGUUAUAAGGUUCCUGCUUGGACUAGCCAGUGGGAACACCCAAGAGGUUUGCUUUUAGGGACCGUUUAAUUCCUGGCAUCCUUCUCCACGAAACACCUGCCUGAUACGGCACAUAGCAGGCUGGGCAUGGGACGCUCAGGAAGUGAGCUGGGCUUGGCAGUUAGAGACCAGGAAGAGGGGGCCCAACUUUGUCUACCUGCUCCUGGAAGGUUUAAGUACCCCUAAUACUGUGAUGGGACCAGGCACAGCUGCUUACCCAUUUUUUUUCCACCAGGGGGCAAAACACAACACAGCCAGGACCCUGGCUGGCUCAUUUGGCCUGUAGGCUGCCUGCCAAGUUAGUUUCUCAGUAAACUGCUGGUUACUUUACACUGCAGCCGACUGGAGCCCUCCGUAAAUCUGCUUCCAUGCCAGAAUUUGGUUGUGUUCCCUGUGAUUGAUGCCACCUCUGGAAGCUUCAGACCCCACCUGCUAAGGCAUAAGACAGCGGCUCCAGGUGGCCUUCCUGUGCCUGUACCUUCCCUGGGGCCAGCAGGGGUCCACAUACCGCCCUGUCCCCCCUCCCUGGUUUAACAGCAGCUGUUUGUGCACUGAGUGUUCUGAGUGAGGGAGCUGUCACGAGCUGGGAUGGGGUGUUUUCACCUUCACCUGAAGGAGUGCUCCACCUCGGGAAAAGGGGCUGUGCCAGAUGGCACCCCAGCUGCAGAGCAGGGCCAUCUUGUACACCCAGCCUGGCUAGAAGGUAGCGAGGUCUGCUCAGCCCCUGCACUUGGGUUUUCUACGAACAUGCCUCUGAAAAACAGGAAAGCUGUAACCCUCCUGUGCUUCGGUGUAGCAGCUAAUCUAUUAAAGGUAAACCCUGUUGGAAAGCUGCCCCAGUAAAUGAGGGUGCCCAAA
Molecule: messenger RNA, 4226 nt
Organism: Grammomys surdaster
Lineage: Eukaryota; Metazoa; Chordata; Mammalia; Rodentia; Muridae
Gene: Iqce
Product: IQ motif containing E
Exons: 22
Coding region: 58-2286 (742 amino acids)
Molecular function (GO): protein binding
Source: RefSeq, a predicted model, not a curated record